CAAGUGCGAUGCUAGUCGAACCAGGGUCAAAGCAUGCACGGUAGCACGCUAUACGGCCCAAAUGGACUUACUUUUCUCACUAUUUUAAAUUUUCUAAGCUGCCAGCCUCUGGAGUAUUCAUCCAGGAAGCUUUAUUAAUCUUUUGGCUGUCGGUAAAAAUCGUUAAAACCCUUGUGGCGCCGCGCGAAAGUGGAAAAGUUGGGGGAAGUUUGGAGAAUGUCGAAGUCUGAUAGCCAGUGCAUUCGACUUACUUUGCAGUCGUGAGAGGAUCCAAAUCUGACGCGAGUGGUCGCGAGGGCACCUCGAAAAGGCUGUUCAAACCCAUCUCAAGGAUAAAUAAUUGUCCAGGAAUCUAAAGGGAGAAUUGUUGUAUCCGCAAGUUGUGUUUUUGGACUAUAAUGUCUGGGCGAUCGAAACGCGGGCCUAGAAGACCAAGGAACGCCGAUACUCCGUUUACUCCCAGUCGGUGUAUUCCACCAGCUUCCCCUCUAACACCUGAUUCAGAGGAGGGAUUUGUCAUCACUGAACCAUGCACGACCAAAAACAGGGGGCGCUCUAAGCCCUCUCCUCCUGUCAGGUCAUCUCAUCCUGUCAAGAAGACCAGGGUUAAUGCACAGAGCAAACUGAAGUCACCUAUACAUGCUGCUGGAGCAAUGGGUAUCGACAUGCCAAGGCGUGAGGGUGAAUGCAUGACAGACCAUAGAAAGGAGCCCUGUUCCCUGAUGGUGGAUGCUAUGGGUCAGCCUGUCCCCUUGGAUGCUAGUAGUGCUGUCCAACCAUCUGAUCUAGAAGAAGAGCUGUUGUUAAAAGACAAGCUAUGCGCAUUCUGUAACUGUGGUCCUGAGCGGAGGAUGUUCCAAGGCAAACUGCAACGCUGUGCUCCAACCCCAGGCUUCAACCCUUUCAAGAAAACUGCCCAGAACACCACCCAACAACAACCAAACUUUGAGAUGGUACCCAGUGAGCCAGCAGACAUGGGAAAGGAAGCCAUGGAUGAUGUUCCCCUUCCACAGCCAAUGGUACAUAGGCGUGGUCCAGGCAGGCCCCCAGGUAGAGGUAGAAAGAAAGGAGCCGUUGUUAUUGGACUUCCCCUUCGAAACAGUUCGCAGAACAUGACACCCGACAAGUACACCUUUGGUACAGUGAAGGAGCAUGAAGUUCAUGAAGCAUUUGAAAGUGAUGGCUCAGUGUGGGCCCAUCACUGCUGUGCCUCCUGGUCAGAGGGUGUUUGCCAAACUGACUCUUAUGAUCUGGUUAAUGUUGACAAGGCAGUCUAUCAGGCCAUGACAGAGCGAUGUGCCCACUGCAGUCGAUUUGGAGCCAGUGUGGUAUGCCAAGUCCCUAGGUGUGGUAGAACAUACCACUACCCAUGUGCAGCUAGUGCUGGUGCAUUCCAGGAAAUUCACUCCAUGACAAUGCUUUGUCCAGACCACUUGGAAGAUGCAGGUCGUCUUGGUGGUGCAGAGGCACAGUGCUAUCUCUGUGGAGAGGCCAAAGAGAUUGCUGAGAUGCUGUUCUGUACUAGCUGUGGUCGACACUAUCAUGGCCGCUGUCUAGAUCCUGCUGUAGAAAUUACUUCUCUUGUUCGCAUGGGCUGGCAAUGUCCAGACUGCAAAGUUUGUCAAGGAUGCAGGCAACCAGGUGAUGACAAUAAGAUGCUGGUGUGCGAUGUGUGUGACAGGGGCUACCACACCUUUUGCCUGGAUCCACCAAUGACAACAAUACCAAAGACAGGCUGGAAAUGCUUGAGCUGUCGGAGAUGUGAAGACUGCGGCUCUAACACACCUGGAGGAGGGCCAACCUCACGCUGGCAUAGGAACUACACUGUCUGUGAUAGCUGCUACCAACAGAGGAAUAAAGGGUUAUUUUGUCCCCUUUGUGGAAGAGCCUAUAGGCAGAUCUCUGACGUGGCAAUGGUAAAAUGUGAAAUCUGUGAGAAGUGGCUACAUGCAGAGUGUGACAAUGUUGACCCAGACACUUAUCGAUGUAUUGACUCAAGGAAGAUUCCUUAUCACUGCCCAAGUUGCAGAGUUAAAAAGCAUGAGAUUGUUACUGACAAUGGCAGCUUCUAUGAUAAUAAUCAAAUGAGUGAUGACCCAGUCAUGCCCCAGAGUUUAUCUGAUGAAGAUAAGAGAACAUUGACAUCUGCUGCUAUAGGCCGCAUAACACCCAGUCCAAUGGAUGAUGAGCUGCCAUUGUUGCACAGCAGUCUGGAUAACAAUCUGGAUGACAUGAACCCAUUACGCACUUUCAGCGACAGUCUGAUGGACACAGAGAUGUCCAUGCAUAGCUUAGAUAAGAUGGUCAGUGAUACGAAGCUUCCAAUGGAAGAUGAGAUGGAAGUGUUUGGCUCAUCAUCUGGCCUACCUGAUUCACCACCUCACUCGGACAACAUGCAAGAGGAGAAACUGUUUGUUAGUGCAUCCUAUUGUGCUCCAACUCGAUACACCACCACACCUCCCAAAAACAGUGGCAAGCGAAAACCUGGACCAAAGUUCAAGGGAAAAACUGGGACACCUGUAAGAAAAAAACCAAAACACGAAAAACGAGGUCGACCUCCAACAAAGUUAAAAAAGCAAAAUUCUGUGCAGCCAUCACCAGGGAAGGAAAAUGUGUCGGGUGUGGCUAAUUCUGCUGAACCACCCACCAAGGAGGAGGAGAGUGAAGGCCUGCAUUCUACGCUUGUGCUUUUCUCAGCCGAUGAUGAGUUCACUACCAAGCAGGACAUGUGCUUGUGCUGUGGCAGCUUUGGCAAAGGCCCUGAAGGUCAACUCAUUGUCUGUUCGCAGUGUGGCCAGUGCUUCCAUCCAUAUUGUGUUGGUGUCAAGGUCAAUAAAAUGAUACUAAGCAAGGGCUGGCGGUGCCUUGACUGUACCCUGUGCGAAGGGUGUGGUAAAGGUAGCGAUGAGGCACGGUUAUUGCUGUGUGACAGCUGUGACAUCAGUUAUCACACCUAUUGUCUGGACCCCCCUCUUGAAAAAGUUCCACCCGGAGGAUGGAAGUGCAAAUGGUGUGUAUCAUGUGAUGACUGUGGAGCAACAAGUGCUGGCACACAGUGUGAGUGGCAGUCAAACUACACCCAGUGUGGGCCGUGCGCUAGUAAAACUUCUUGCCCUGUCUGUAACAUCAAGUACAAUCUGAACGAUCUGAUGAUCCAGUGUCUGCAUUGUGACAGGUGGCUUCACGGCUCAUGUGAUGGUCUAAUGACUGAAGAAGAAGUGGACAGGGCAGCUGACUAUGGUUACCAAUGCUUGUACUGCAGGCCAAAGACCAAGUGUUCCUUAGGGGCUUUGAGCGGUCCGCCAUCUCCAAGAGCUACUGCCUUACAUCACUACCGCCCACAAUUCUUAUCCGAAUUACAUCCUCCUCAACCCCAAGCUAAGCCAAUUCACCCCUGUCAGCGACUGACCAACAGUGGCCUUGUUGAAAUGAAAUUGCCGAUUCAGUCGACUUCGCCAAAUCUCGGGAUGACCCCACAGCCUGUAGCUGACAACAUUCUCCUCACAGAAUCUGGGAUAAAGCAGAUGAGUAGACUGAAGAUCUCUCCUGCCUCGAGAAGAAGAGCCAAGGUAAAAAACAAGAUUAAAUCAAAGAUGGAAACUCCAUUGAGUCCUCUGAAGAAAGGCGUCUUGAGUCCUUUGAACGAUGAACAGAUGAACAUAGACUAUUAUAAUGACAACGCAGUUGACUACACCAGACAGCUGACAGCAACCACUCUAAAAAAAAAUGCCCAUCGCCCAGGUGUCGGUGGUUUUCUGGUACGUGGUAGAGGAGCAGCAGCAAGGAAAUUUGGUGGGCGUGGCUCAAGGGGUCCUCGACGAAAGGGGCUGGAUAAGAUGCUAGGUAGAGGUCGACACCGAGAAAGUCAAGAGCAGCUUCAUGAGGCGAUGAUGGAUACUACCAGCAAUGCUGCGUGGGCUGAUGAGGCAGAUAAGACAAGAGAGACAUCCCUGCAGGAAGCCUACCCAUCUUGGAUGCAGGUUGGGGAUGCAUUUUUUGGCAAAGAGCUUUUGCAACCGCACUCUAAGAAAAAGAAAGCUAAGCAUGAGCCCGUCACCCCAAGUGAUCACCAAACAAAUAAGCAGCCCUCCCAAGGCCUGCACCAGACCCCGAUGGCUGACCUUAGUGCCAUGAACCAAGACCAAACUGGCCGUGAUCAACAAACAAGCUGGCAAAGCGCAGGUGCAGAAGCAGCACUGCCUACUGAGGGGAUUCCCAUACCUGACGACCUGCCCAAUCCUGAUGCUCUCUACCGCAGCCUGGAUAUGCUCACAGCUGAGGUGAUGCCUAUAGGAACACAGGACGGACCAACGGUAGAGCAAAAUAUGCACCAAGAACAUUCACUCGUUAACAGUACCCAUACCCGUACUAACCAUGGACAGCCCCAGACGUCUGAUCCUCUUAUACAGCAGCCUCAUCCAGCACAGGCAAAUGACCUGGACUUUUUACCAUCUGAUCUUGAAAUUCUCCCCCAUGUCGAUGGCCAAGAAGUGGAAGACAUAUUUGCAGGAAUCGAAAUGGAAAUGAAAUGCCGGGAAACAGGUUUUAUUGGUAUAGAAAACAACAGCCAGGGUUGCCUCCCUAACAACUCCAAUGACCAGAUUUCCAGACAGCCAACAGAUAUGCAACGUCCCAUGAGUUACCAUGGAAACCACCCAGAAAUCGGGCCUUAUACACCAGGCCCACAUGGUCCAGGGUUCGAACGCUCGUUUCCUACGCAGUAUCCACAGGUUUCACAAAGAUUUAGUCAGUUUGCGGCUGAGCGUGAUUCGUUCCAGGUCCAGCCUGAUGGUCGUGUUUCGCAUGCCAUGAGUAACAUUGGGCAAUACCCGUUCGAGAAUGAUCCCCCUGGUUUCCCCAAAAAGCAAGAGUUUGAUCUGGCCAGUGAUCUUCCUCGUGAAAGAAGAAGGCCACCAAGCCCUCGUGCGGACCCAAUGAAGCAGCAGCAGAAGUGGCAAGAGGAUGAAAAGCUUGGGGCUACAGCCACUAUAUCACCAGUGCUGUACGCGAAUCUAGAGCAUCCAAACCUGAGCGCCGAAUACCCAGAAUGGACUAACAGAUACAGGGCGAUUGCGCGUCUCUGGCGCAAACUAACGGUUGAACAAAGGGAGCCAUAUAGGCUGAAAGCGCGCGACAACCGAGUUCGACUGAAAGACCAGGAAAAAAGGCUUCUGCGACAGAGUGAGAGUGAAAAGAAACAUGCUGCUCUUGAACAACCACCUACACCUGCACCUCAAGUAGAGACCCAGCCUGAGACCCCAAUCCACCAAGCAGCGAGUCCCUUUGUGUUUAGAGACAACCAACAACCCAAGCCUGCUCCUCCUCCACUCACCCUAACUGAGCAGCACCAGAUGGCAGUUGGUGAUCUGCCAUCCACGACACACCAAGAAAUGCAGCCUUUGUCUGUCCCACCAAGAUCUACCACACCCACGACUCCUCUGAGUAGCAGUGGACCAUCUACGCCUAUCUCAACUGUGGCUCCAAUGACACCUUUGACGCCUACCUCUCCUCGAGGCCUUGAUAUGCUGGCCAUGCAGCCUGGUUACGAUGCUAGCCCUGCUUCAAAGAAUGCAGCAUCCGCCCGAUCUGCUUCAAUGAAAGCAAAGAGGUCAAAGGAGGAAAAGGAGAGGGAGAAGGAACGACGGAAGCAGAAGCUCAAGAUUCAACAAGAGCAGGAAAGGCAGUGGAAGCUUCUGCAGCAAAGGCGUCAGCUUGAACACCAAAGGCAGCAACUGCAGCAGCAACAGGAGACGCAUAUGAUGAGGCAGGAGCUGAAACGAACCCAGCAAGCCAAGGGUCUCAGGAUGGGCGAGGAAAAGAAAAAGAAAUCUCCUCAAAAGGCGGGCAAAAAGUUCAGUUCAGGUCCUUCCUUUGGCGACAAGGAGGAGGAGUUAUCAGGCAGCAGUAUGGAUCAUCACAGCGAAGGAGCUAUGCAACCAUCACCUGCAGUCUCGACCUCCAGUAGCCUUGAUUCGCAUCUGUCUGCCUCUCUACAGGACAGCUUUGGAGGCAGCAUGCCUUCAGAUGGCCUGAUGGACACUACAUCGAGCACUGGAAUUAGUCACGGUCUAGAAGACAUGGGACCUCUCUCGCCUGCCACCAGCGUUGAUAAUGUAGUUGCAAUGGUUAAUCAAUCUCCCAUGCAGCAAGUUGCUGGUGGAAACUGGAACGAAUGGAAUACAAAUUCGAAGACCAGUAACCGAGAGGGCCCUCAACAGACACAUACCACUCCCAGUAGGAUGGGCCAGCCACCUCAGGCAGUUGAUCAAAGUAUGGUCAUUGCGCCACGACAGCAGGCUCCAAGUGUUUCACAGGAAGACACUGGCGUAAUGCAGUCGUGGCAAGGCAGACCUAUUCCCCAACCAUCUGAUUGCCGCGUUAGCCAUGAACAGGCUCUUCCACAUCACAGUGUGGGAUUUACUUACCACAACCAGGAACAAAUGUGGAAAGGCAGUGCUUUGUCCCAGCCUGUUCAGCUGAAGGGAAUGCAGGUGUCAUCAGAGGACAUAGGUAUGUCUUUAACUCCGUCUGUAUCCGGAGGCCACAUGACAGCAGAGACAACCCCAUCAUCACACCAGCUCCCAAAGAGUCAGGGCCAGUGGCAUUCUUCCAACAUACCCUCCUCGAUGGCACAACAAGUAGCUCCGCCUGCGAUGGAAAAUGUUGAUAUGCAUCAAGAAUGGCAGUCUCAGACACAGGUUUCAUCUGGCGUUCCUCCCCUUAAACACCAGCAGCAAAGUGGACCAUCACUCCCUAUGUCAGCGCAACAACCAGUGAUGCAACAGCCAAUCAACCAACAAGUGCAGAUACCACAACAAGGUAUGCCUGUGAACAUUCAGCCUGGGCCACCUCCUGCACCACCGCCACCUCCUGUCCAACCUGUUGGUGCACAGCAGCAGCCAGACGAUCAGCAGCAACUUGAGCUACUGCAGAAACAGCAGCGAGAGCAACUCAUGCGUGCCCAACAGCAGCAAUUUCUUCAAAUGCAAAUGCAGCAACAGCAAGCUCUACAACAGCAACAACAACAGCAGCAGCAACAACAACAACAGGCCAUCGCUGUGCAACCGUCCUUUGUAAGAGGUCGUAUGAACCCUGUUGUUAAUACCAAAGAUAUGCCAGAGAUUGAUAGUGAAGAAGAGCACCAAGAGCGCCUGCGGUUUUUGUACCGCCAGAGACAACUACAGAAGCAGCAGAUGCAACUGCAAGCUCAAGUCGCCCACCAAACCAUGUUUCAGCAGCAGUGGAAUACUGUACAGGGCUUUGUGCCUGGUGCAUUGCCGGCCGACCCUAAUAACCCUCAGAUGCUGCAGCCACAGAUAGCACAGAUGCGGCCUCAAGCCCCUGACAUGAUGCAGCAACAACUGAUGAUGGAAUACCAGCGGCGCAUGCAACAGCGACAUGAUCUCGGACAGCAGACAUUGCAGUAUGACAAAGUUGUGCAGGAGCUGCAUCAGCAGCAGGGUGUCCAGAUGCAGGUUAACCAACCUCAAGGUGUAAUGGAAGUCUCUCACCAAAGGUUUGCUUUGCGACAUCCAGCUCCUGGUUUACCGCCACCUCCACAACAGGUCCCUGGAAUUUUGCCUGGCCAAGUUCCCUUGCCUGGUGUUGAUGGACAGCAGCUGUAUCAAAUGCAGUUACAACAACAGCAGAUUUUAAUGCAGCAGCAGCAACAUCCCAAGAGCACCAUCCAUCCGGAGGCAGAGGCAAGUCAGCAAACCAUCAAAGACCAAAACCUAGCAGCUAAGGAAACUUUGUCAAACAGCACUGUUUGUGGUGCUGAUAAGGAGAAACUAGUUCCCGUAAAGUGUGAUGCUGAAGAGGAGGCUAAAGAAGGAGCAGUAGAUGAGAAGAGCGACGAGUCUAAGACAUCAACUGAAGCUAAGGAGUCCAAAACUGACGAUGGAAACCAAGUUCUGGCGGGCAAAGAGAACACUGAAGAAGGAAGUAAAAGUCUACCUGGUAGCGCAGAUAAGCCCUUGGCUAAAGAAGAACUUGGAGAAAUCAGUGAUAAGUGUGAUAAUCAAACAGAGAAUAGUUGUGGGAGAAAGGCAGAUGACUCCAGAAAAGAUCAUGGAGUUGAUAGUAAAGACACAAGCAUUACAACAGCUUUAAAUGAUUCCCCAACCAAAGAAGGUACAAUAGAGUCAGUUUCAAAUCAAUCACAAGCUAACCCAAACACUGAAAAGAAAUCACAAGAAACUGGUCCUGACGUAAAUAAAGUGGAGAAUAACAUAAAGACUGAAUCGUGUACAGCUAAUGAACAGCUGAACAAGUUGUCGAACCAACAAACUCAGCAGCAACAAGUGAUGCAGACACAAGCUCAUGCUAUGCAACCCUCCCAGCCAAACCCUCAACAACUUCAGCAGCAGCAAAUCCACCCGCUGUCACAGCCAAAUCCUUUCCCGACACCAACAUCGGGUCCACCGCAGUCUGUGGCCAAUAACCAGCAGCAAGUUAUGCAGCAGCAGUUGGUUGUGCUGCAACAGAAGUUCUUCCAAAUGCAGCAACAACGCCAGCUUAUGAUGCAGCAGUACCAACACCUUCAGCAACAGCUACAGCAAAACCAAGAUCCCAUGAUCGGCGCCCAGCUUAUAGCCCUCCAGCAGCAGGGUCAGUUCCUUCAGCAGAGCCUUUUCCAAGUUUGGCAGCACAUGCAGAUGGUGCAGCAGCAAUUACAGGUGCCAGGAAAACCAGGCAUCAUGGUGCCUGGCCAGCAACCGCUGUUCCCGCAACCUGUGUCAUCGCCUGGUCCAAAUAAUCAGGCUCUUCCCUGGAGUCAGGAUCAGCAGGGUAUGGUGAGGUCUGGUAUGCCAGGUGCUCCAUUGAUGCCAGGAAUGAUGCCGAUACAGCCAUUACAGCGGCCUGAAGGUGUAGCUCCAUCUCCAAAACCUGAAAAACCACAGCGAAAGCCUCGCGCACGUGCGAAGAGUAAAGAUUCUCUGACACCACAAGCCUCGCCUCUACCUGGACAGGGCCCUCCUGCUGAUUGGAUGAAUUCCCCUCCUGCUGCCAGCAAGCCUGGGCCUAAACCAAGGGGCAAGAAGAGCAAAAAACAGUCAGACCUGGACGACCCUGAAAUUCAACUCCAACAACAGCGCCUUCAGCAGCAGAUACUCCAACAGAUUGAGCAGCGUCACAGGCUUAUCCAGCAGCAGCAGGAGCAGCAACAGCAAGGUCCGGUAGGUCCAGCACUAGGGAUGAACCAGCAGAUGAUGGGACCUCUUCACAUGGCUAAUCCAAGACCGCAGAUGCAGCAGCCAACCGCUCAGCCCAUGGGACCUGCAGCACCUCGGCACAUGGGUCCAAUUACUUCCUCUAUGGCUACUUCUUCACCUAACCAAAUAAGUAUUGUUUCACAGAACAUGGGAUCGGUAUCCUCUGCACCGCAGGGAACACAUCUUGGUCCUCCAAUGUCUGGAACGGUCAUGUCACAACCCAUGGUCUCUCAUGCCAGUCAGAAUUUUGGACCACAGUCACAGCCAAGUGGAUUUUCGAUGCCCCAGCAGAUUGUCACUCAGGGACACAUGGCAGCUUCUUCGUCUCCAGCCGUGCUCUCUAGCGCUUCACCCUCUCAGUUCAUGUCAAUGUCACAUCAUCAGCAGCCAGGGACCCCUGCACCACACAUGUCUCAAGCACCAACUCCGCAAAUUGGUGUUUCUCAAGGGGACACAGUACCAACUCAAAUGGGCCCACCACCAUCCCCACACCUGCCUGUUAUGAUGAACCAGCAGCAAGGGAGACCAAGUUUGGAUGAACAGCGUCGCUCUGAACCUGGCAGUCCCUUUGUGGAACCACAAAGCCCUCGCACUCCAUCUAGCACUGACCCAUUCGGCCAGCGCUUUCCUACACCUGACCAGUACUUACAAUUUACUCAGCAACAAGCACGCCAGAGGCAACCCAUUGUGGAGUAUGUAGCAGAUGCAAAUAAUCCAUUUAGUGACGACUUCCGAGUUAUGCCUGUGAAGGCUAAACCAGCUAGAGCCGCAUCCAAGAGAAAACGUAAUACAAAAGAAAAGAACAGCAAGUUACCUCUGCCGUCCGUUCCUGAAGGCAAAAUUCUGACUGAUAUCCCACCCUCUCUGCCAUCCACAGCUUCCCAAAUUGGAGAACAGGUUGUAAACACCCGGACCUCAAGUAAUGAGCCUAGCCUCCCUGAAGCUCCUGCCAAAGACAAAGCUGAUAGCGUCAUAGAAGACGGGGGUGUUCAAGAAAAAAAGCCAGAAUGUGAUUUACAAGUUCCUGAUAGUUCUAUUGAUUCCACAGCAGCAACACAAGCCUCUAAAGACCCAACUUCGUGUGAAGAGACCACACAAGCCAAAACCAAGAAGGUUGCAUGUAGUGGAGCCUUGCAGAAACUGGAAUCCAUGGUUGCAGAUAUUGCGACUGAAGAGGAGGCAUGCAAAGACCAGGAGACUAGGGACGGAGAUGAGUUUGAUUUCGAUCUGUACAAUGAAGGGACUGACCAAGAAGUUGCGAAUCUGUGUAGGCUAGCAGAGCUUAGGUCUCCCUUACAACAGAUGGAACGAGACCAUAAUAUGCAGCCAUCAGGAUCGCAAGCCAACUCCGUCAUUUCUUUGGAAUGUCAUGAAGAGGUUCCUUCUUUUGUGUCACCAGUGCAGGAUGAUCAACAGACAGGGAAAAAAUCAGCCGUGAACUCACGUGAAGGUUCACCCCUUCCUACGAAUUUAGAGAUAGGCAAUGCGUCAAAAUCCGUCUCAACAGUCAAAUCUGAAGAGCAAGAGCAAAGUGAGGCUUCCUGUGUUCAGUCUUCUAGUUCUAUAUGUGAAGAAAAUACUUCGAAAAACAACGAUGAUUGUGCAAAACAAGGCACUUUGAGUGAUCGGGUCCUUUCUGAUGAUCAAGCUGCCAAAGCUGUGUCGAAAACAAACCAAGAUUCUCAGCAAAUUGAGCAAGACAAGGAGAUUGUAUCCUCACAAGAGCCAAAUGAUACAGCCACCAUGAUUCAACAAGACCCCACUUCAAUUACUCGAGAGUCUGAUUCUAUACCUGGAACACAUGAAGCUAAAAAUGAGAGUACCGUCAAGCCCAACUCGGGAACACUCAACCAUAGUGGAAACAUUAGUAGUAGUUUGGACUUGGAGCAAGAAGCCAAAGCCAUUAUUUCCACAGCUUCAUCUACAGUCCCAUCUAUUCAGACCGAAUCAGUAAUUUCUGUAUCGCAUGGAACCUUAGAAGAGCAUCUUGCCCCAACUGGACCAAGUGUAUUGUCAUUCAAUCAGAUAAACCCUGGCGAACCAUCGUACAAUUUCGCACAACGUGAACCUAACAUUUCGGCACCCGUGCCUGACCAUGAUGCCGUCAUGGUAUCUGGAAAUGACCCUAUGCUUGGAGGCCAGAUCAUCCAGGCAGAAGGCCAGGGAGCCUUGAUGACCAGCAGGCUGGCACCCAAGGCAGUUGCCCCCAAACCACGAACGCCCUCUAAAUCAAGGAGUAGAAAGACCUCGAAAACUGAGAACAUCAAACCAGUUGUGGCCAGUGUCAUGGAUUUCCGUAAGGCAGAAUACGAACGAAAAAAGAGGGAAUUUGAAGAACAGCAAAGUAAAAAACGGAUGCAACAGAAGCAGCUUCGGGAACAGAAGAUUCGAGAACGUGAGGAACGGAAGAGGCAGCGUAUGUUUGGCAACUCCCCGAAGACAAAAACGCGAGAGAAUCAGCUGCAGAAAAGUCGUAAACUGGAGAAUAUUGAGGCGGAAAGUGUAGGUGAUAGUGUGUCGUUACCAUUAUGCGAACCCAAAUUGCUUCUCACCCAUGCACUUAUGCAUCCUUACGGUUCAGCUCCAUUUAAUGGUCAGUGUACCCUGAAUGGAACCUUUGGUAAUGCUUCGAUCGAGAACACUGCAGAUUACUAUUCGAGGUUUCCCUCACCUGAUCUCGAUGUUGUGCUGUCUAAGUACGCCCAGCGAAAGCCUCUUGUAAAUGGCGAUGUAACGGUUGAGGGGCAGGUUGAAGUCAUGGGGCUAGAAUCUAAAGUACCACUAAAAUUACGGGCUAUGAACAUGGUCCCUUUGAAAAGCGUGCGAGAGCUGAAGACCGAACGGUUUCAUUCGGCAGAGAACGGAUUUUCAACAGAGCACUCUUCUGCUGCCUCUUCACCUGAUACCCAGUACAUAAUGUCUUCCUCUCCCGAGAUAGAUGCUAGCAGCAAGCCCAAGAACCUUAGCUUCCCUGCACUUUCCAACCGUGAAAUCUCGGAGUCUCCUGUGUUUUCUCCUCUAGCGCCUGUAAACAUCAAACGUGAGCAAAUCAGUGCUUUUGGCACAAACUCAUGCUCUGGUUCGUCCCGAGCUGAUAACCCUAAUGACAGCCGGACUUGUCAGCCUUCCAGGGCAGGCCCCUCGCUCAGGCUGGACCAAGAUAUUGACGACUUAGAUAGCAUCAAUGUUACGCUAACCUUGUCUCCUUCGUCUGAAAUGCGGGUUUCAGAGACUGUUCAUUCUGUGGCGGAGCUCAUUGGCUGUUCCCCUCCAAGACCUUCGGACAUAGUUAUCGAACCCUCAUGGAAAACGUCGGUAACAAGCCCCACAUCAAACUCUAUGCCUUCCAGGUCUUAUUCAUUUCCUGUCACGUCUCCAACUGUGUCUAAGACUCCGUAUCCAUACUCGCAGUUUGACGUGACAUUGGAUAAAAAAGAGAGAAAGAAACCAGAUGGGCCUUAUUGCCGCCAUUGUGAUGUUCUUAUUAUUGGCAUUGGCGUGACAAGAGACCCGAUUGACCAGGCUGAUAUUGAACAGAACGAACAAUCAGCGCAAAAGGAUUUCAGAGUACAGAGUGUCAACGUUGAAGCUGGAGAUAGUCGUGACGCCUUUUGCUCAGAAGCAUGCUUAAAGCAGUAUUACUCGCAUCUUGAGGCCACAUCCUCCGGAAUGAAGACAGACGAUGUGAAGUCUUUGUCUGCAGCAUCACUAGCAGUGAGCAUAGGUCAGUCCACAAACUCGACUAGCAUGGAAGCGGUCAUGGCAGUGGGUCAAGAGAAUCGAGGCCAGCAUGCUGCUGAGGGAUUGCCCGCUUCUGCUAUGCUGAAGCUUCGUCGUCCCAGCUGGAAAGAAGAAGAUAGCUUAGGGGAGAAGGAAGGUAAAGUUCGUCGGGAUACAAGGUGGAAGCGAUGGCAAAAAUCAGACAUGAAAGAUAGCAAGCCCAAGCAGGAACUAAAUGCCAUGGAAGUCGCUGAGUUAAUGGAAAAAUAUGGUGCUGUGUUUCGACCAAUGGAUCUUCCUGAAGAUACUCGGAAGUGUACCCUCUGCGGAGCAUCGGGUGAUGGCGAGUCUGAAGGCACAUCACGACUUCUCAAUCUGGAAGUCGAUGUCUGGGUUCACCUCAACUGCGCUCUCUGGUCACUUGAAGUCUACGAAACGCUAAAUGGAGCUCUCAUGAACGUCAUGUUAGCAGUCAAACGUGGAAUCAACACGGAAUGCUGUAUGUGUCAUAAGAUGGGUGCGACUGUGGUCUGCAACAGAGUGAACUUCUACAACAAAGUGCGAUGCUCUAACACCUAUCACUUUGGCUGUGCCAUAAGGAAUAACUGUAUGUUCUUCAAGGACAAGACUAUGCUCUGCCAUGAGCAUCGGCCCGAUGGCGACCGGGAGGACCGGCUGCCCUCCUAUGCAGUUUUCAGAAAGGUGUUUAUUCACAGAGACGAGAUCGAGCAAAUAGCCAGAAUGUUGCGGCACAAUCAAGAGUCUGGCGGCGAUAAACUGCAGACGCUGAGAAUAGGAAGUCUUGUGGUGAAGUCUCUAGGGCAACUUCUGCUACAUCAGCUACAGACCUUCCACACAAGAAAUGCAGUAUACCCUGUUGGAUUCAAUAGCAUCCGAUUCUACUGGAGCAUGCGUGAAAUAAACAAACGUUGCCAGUAUCACUGCAAGGUGGAGGAGUGCGAAGGCAUGCCCCUCUUUACACUACGCGUCAACGAGCAGGGACACGAGGACACGGUGUUCAAGGGGAAAUCGCCUAGAGACGUUUGGAAGCAAGUGCUUGAACCUAUCCAUAAGCUACGGAAAGAAGCCGUUCUCGUGAACCUCUGGCCCGCAUACAUCACAGGGGAGGACCUUUUUGGUUUGACGGAGCAGUUCGUACUACGGAUCAUCGAAUCGAUGCCUGGCGUGGAUUACAUGCAGGGUUACAACAUGCGCUAUGGCCCCUCCAGUAUCAUGGAGAUGCCCCUGGCAAUUAACCCCACCGGGUGCGCACGCGCAGAGGCGCUCAUAAAAACGCACUUCAGAAGCACGAGGGCGCGCGCUUUGCGCACUACCACAGGCGGCUCGUCUUCUUCGUCGUCUAGAGCUACCGCUGGUAGCAAUGCCGCAGGCAAUAGUAGUCGCGAAGCGGAGGAAUCGACUUCGCUCUACAUGAAGCAGUUCGUGUACUCCAAGGCGUCCCAGUACCGCAAGCUGAAGACUGAGUGGCGACAGAACGUGUUCCUUGGGAGGUCUAACAUCCAGGGGCUUGGUCUUUUCGCCAAUCGUGACAUGGAACCGGGUUGUAUGGUCAUCGAAUACAUCGGUUCUAUUAUCCGUAACGAGGUGGCGAACAAGAAGGAGAGCAUUUACGAGUCACAAAACCGAGGAAUUUACAUGUUUCGCAUCGACUCUGACUCUGUAAUUGAUGCGACGAUUGCCGGAGGGCCUGCGCGAUAUAUCAACCACUCGUGCAUGCCCAACUGCGUCGCUGAGGUGGUGACAUUCGAAAAGGAGCAGAAGAUCAUUAUUAUCUCGAGCCGCAAGAUCGAGAAGGGGGAAGAGCUGACCUACGAUUACAAGUUUGACUUUGAGGAUGAUGAACACAAGAUCUCAUGUCUGUGCGGAGCUCCUAAUUGCCGCAAGUGGAUGAACUAGCCAUAUCACCAUACGCCAUUACCGAUUCAUACCCACUCGUAUUAUUUAUUAGGGAACAUUUUUUUAAGAGAUUAACCCCAACGCAACUUAUAUAGUCCAGAAUAGCAUAGAUUCAGUUUAAAAGAUAAUAAAGAAUUUAAAUAAUUCAAUCAAUAUAUGUAAUUGUUAUUGGGAAUCCAAGAGGACGCUCGGACAGCUAUUUGUAAAGCGGCCAGUGAGUUCCAUUUCAUGAUUUUUCUUACUCAUUAACUUGAGUGCAUUUCUCUCUCUUCUCGUUCAUCUGUCUCUUAUUCUGUUCAAAUCGUGCUGGGACUUCGCCAGUGAAUAGAAUAUUUAGUAAAUGUUUUACAAAUUUUAUUGAAAUAUCAUUAAUGCACUUCUAGUGCAACCCAAAAUGAGUGUAUAUAAUACAAUACAUAUAAUGUCUGCUUUUAUUAAACAGUUGCAAUGGAAAUAAAUGCUAUAUUUGCUGUUUUGUCA
This is a messenger RNA of Nematostella vectensis (starlet sea anemone), 15332 nucleotides long. RefSeq names its product histone-lysine N-methyltransferase 2C. The transcript has 40 exons. Gene Ontology annotation, cellular component: MLL3/4 complex; nucleus. Gene Ontology annotation, biological process: positive regulation of transcription by RNA polymerase II. Lineage: Eukaryota; Metazoa; Cnidaria; Anthozoa; Actiniaria; Edwardsiidae. The record is from RefSeq and is a predicted model, not a curated record. Bases 399 to 14852 code for a protein of 4817 amino acids. Gene Ontology annotation, molecular function: histone binding; histone H3K4 methyltransferase activity; transcription coactivator activity.